AUGGCGUAGCGAUGUGUGUGGUUGCUGAGCGUUAGUGAGGGUCGCUGGUUAGCCCACUUUCGCAUCGUACCCCUCUUUUAAUACGACGUAAGGGAUGCUGCCGAGCUUGUGACGGUUAUGCUGUAUAGGAUGGCUGUAAAUUGGAUUGGGAGCCUUGUUUCUAUUAACUGUGGCGAGACGCUUGGCGUAUAUCAGGGAAAAAUUUCUGCAGUGGAUCAAACCAGUCAGACAAUCUCUCUAACACAGCCAUUCCGCAAUGGAGUGAAAUGUUCAGUUCCUGAGCUAACGUUUAGCGCAAUUGAUAUCAAGGACCUGAAGAUAUUAGACAUCCCACAUACACAGAUAAACACAGGCUUGAUUCAGCCUUCUGUGUUCACGUCCACCAGUUUGUCGCACAGUACUUACUCAUCUCCGAAUGGUGCCAGCAAGGGUAUAAAGAAACUAAACACUUCAGGAAGUGCCCCACAAACCAUUCCACGCCGCGCAGAACUCAAGGUUCAGGACUUAGUCACGUCACCUCAACAGCAUUCAAAAAGUUAUGUGGACCGUCACAUUGAUUCUGCCCUUACCCCAUCUAAAGCGUUUCGUCGGAGGCAUAAUUCAUGGUCCUCAAGUAGCAAGAUUCCAAAUCAAGCAACGCCAAAGAAAAAUGGAGUUAAGAAUGGACCAAUGAAAAAUAAAGAUGAUGAGUGCUUUGGGGAUGGAAUUGAAGUAAUCCUUGACACAGACUUUGAUUUUGAAGGUAAUCUAGCACUCUUUGACAAAGCAGCAGUCUUUGAAGAGAUAGACACGUUUGAAAGGAGGAAUGGAACACGGUCCCGAGGAACACCAAAUGAGAAGCCGACAAGAUAUCGCCAUGAUGAGAAUAUUCUGGAGUCAGAGCCUAUUGUCUACAGGCAAAUCACAGUGCCACAGCAUAGUGGCAAAGAAUAUUGCACUGAUUCAGGAUUGGUUGUCCCCAGUAUUUCUUAUGACUUGCACAAGAAGUUGCUGGCUACUGCUGAAAGGCAUGGCCUGUCACUGGAGCGCAGACUGGAAAUGGCUGGAGUGUGUGCGAGCCAAAUGACACUCACACUGCUUGGGGGACCUAACAGGUUAAACCCCAAAAAUGUUCACCAGCGUCCAACUGUUGCUUUGUUGUGUGGACCACAUGUGAAGGGCGCUCAGGGGAUCAGCUGUGGCCGCCACCUUGCCAACCACGAGGUACAAGUUAUCCUGUUCCUGCCUAACUUUGUGAAGAUGCUGGAGUGUAUCACCACUGAGCUGCAACUCUUCAGCAAGACAGAAAGCAAACAAGUGUCCAGUGUGAAAGACUUGCCUGACACUCCUGUUGACUUGGUGAUCAAUUGUCUUGACUGUCACGAGAACCCGUUUCUUCGCGAGCAGCCAUGGUACAGAGCAGCAGUCGAAUGGGCCAACCAGAAUCGAGCUCCGGUGUUGAGCAUUGACCCACCUGUGGGCGAAUUGGAGCAUGUCAUUGAUGCCAAGUGGUCUCUAGCCGUGGGCCUGCCUUUGCCACUGGGGGAAAGUGCUGGCCGGGUGUAUCUCUGUGAUAUUGGGAUACCAAAGAAGGUUUUCCAGGAAGUGGGGAUCUCCUAUCACUCACCUUUUGGUUGCAAGUUUGUCAUACCUUUGCACUGUGCGUAGUGGUGGCUUAAUACACCAGAGGAUAACCGUGCAGGCCAUAAAACAGCUCAGCAACCUGCGGAAAAGAAUAUGGAGAAGCGUUACGAGCCUUAAUGGACAACUCACUUGGAUUUCAAUAUAGUUGGAGGAAAUGGUUUAUGAAGCAGAGAAAGCAUCACAAGUGUCGUGUUGCGACUGGUGCCGUACCACGAUCUGCUAAAGGGUGACAGCACCAAAGGUUACUGCUGGUUUGCAGUUUUGCCUUGUCCCCGUGCGCAUUACUGUGCCUUUACUAUGAAGGCUGUGCAUGGUAUUGUUUGUGACAUUCAAGACUUUCUUUAUAGGCAGGGUUGAAAUGGGCACCCACUCAUGAGUGAGUUUGCCUGUGUAGAAUAGUAUUUUUACUAUUCAGUCAGUUUUUUCUGAGAGGAACUUUGAAGUAGGAAGAUGUUCAUUAAGAAAUGCAGUAACUAUCACACUUGUGGUUUCCUUUAAAGUCUAUGCACCGUUUAGAAAUGAUCACUCUUGGGUUUUUUUCCCACGAGCAGACGGCUUAAGACAAUGUUUUCAACUUUUGUGGUUUUUCAUGAAGGUAAAAUGUGUUUAUUUGUGGUGAAACGCAAUAUUUGCAGAAUAUCAAAAUGCCUGUAAUUGUGAUCUUUAACGUGCACUAAUGGCGCCCCCUUGUGCAGCCAAGGCUUAAGUGCAGCUCCUGUGGUGACCCAGUUUGGGUGGUUAUAAAGGGCCUUCUGCUUUCCUGAACUUUAUAAUGGCUGAUGGAUGCUUGAAGUUCUGACCGUUUCAGUAGUUCCCAUAGACAUGCUCCAUACCCCCCCCCCCCCCUCCCCCCCCCCCCCCCCCAACCCCACUUCAAAAAAGCAUAAAUACAAGCGCAUCAAGCAAUAUGUCAGCUCCAUUUUGCCAAUGAUAGGUUCAAAUUUCUAUUUAAUGUGAUACUGUUCUGAAUGGAAUGGACUGCCAUGUCUUACAUUGAGCAAGGUGCAUGCCUUAUUAAUGUUGAGUUUUAGAUGGGUCCAUUGCACUGAAUUUUUUUGUUUUAUAUUGUCAAGUAUUAAGUUCUUCAACCUACCAGUUGAUGAAAUAAGUUAAGUAGGGCUCUUGAUUUGUUUGCCAACCUCAUUAUUUAAAAUAAUCUCAUGAGCUCGCAGAACAAUUGGGGACCAUUAGAUCCGUAGAUUUUUUAUUUUAAAGCCACUAGUGAAUUGGGGACUUGUGACAGCUGGAUAUUUGUAUUCCAGGCAAAAACACUGGCAAAAAUCCGACUGAUAAAUACAACUGCUGGGAAGAAGUAAGAUAGUGGAAAAGGAGUGUCAAUAUUGUAUUCAAAGUUGAGCAGAAGCUCAAUAUGUGGGUUAGCUUGGAAUUGAGCUCCAAAAGCUUUCACUAGGAUAUGCAGUGAGCUGGAGCCAGCUGAAUGAACACCCUUUUCCUUGUGCUCCUGAUGUGUUGAAAUAUUUCUAAUUGCUUUUUAAUGCAUGACCAGAGUAGUGUAGAAAACAUAUUUUCUGGUAUCAUAGAUGAGCAUUUGAACUAAACUGACCAAAGUGGGGUGGGAGUUUUGCUUGUGUUAUUUUCACUCCUGUUUUAAAAAACAUUGGUAGAGAUAUCCACUGCCCCCAACCCUCAAGUUUAAGCUUUGGUUAUAUUGUGUUCCAUUCUUUUCUAGGAUAAUAGAGAAAGUUGGUAUCAUUAUUUUUUGACUUGGCUGCCAUUUGGUUUUCCGAUGUGAUCCGAGUUGGUCAGUCAAACAGUGCCCAAGGCUCCAAUUGAAAUAUGUAUCUGUUCUUGUGUAGAUAAAUACUUUGUUCCUCAGCUCCCAGUAUUUUAUUCCCCAUCUUGUUUAUUGCUUGGACAAUCUUAUUUGAUCACUGGGAAACACUGGAGCUAGAGGUAGGACAGUAAUUGUGGAGAGCUCUGUUUACUCAUGCCCAUCGAUUAGGUAUCAUUAUUCAAAUGCAGUUUUGUGACUGCAGCAGGAUCAUCCAUGGCUUAAAUUCUUUUUUGGGGACAGAGAUACAUUGUACCUUCACUGCUGACCAUGUUCUGGCAAUGAGAGAAUUAGAAUAUUUCCUUGAAGGUGCUCCUUUAGUCUUCCCUCUGCAGUGUUCUUCACAGUUGGUGAGAGUUGACAAUAAUGCAUUUAUCACUGUUCUAAGAGGCUGAAUAAGAUUUUUUAAUUUGCAAGCAUUUAUCUUCAACUGUAAUUAUUUAAAGUUUUACUGAAGCCUCUGGAAGUUGCUUCCUAUAGUACAUGACAGAUCUCUGUGCCCAGAUAUUUGUUAGAAUAAGGCAAAAAUUAUUUUUUGUGCAACUCCGAAGAGUCUAGCUGCCUACACAAUAUGAUAGUGCUUUGAAACAGUUUAAUUCUUUGAUGGAAUCUACAGCCUUGCAUGCUUCCCUCUGCUUUGAGCAACAGUGGCCAGUAAAAUUUGUUCAGUAGCUUGAAUCAAGCCAUUGCAAAGAAUUAAGCUAAUUCUAACUUUUUUGUUUACUUGAUAUACCUUUGGUUUCAUUUUGGAGGAGGGCUGUUUUUAUUCAAGCAGUGCAUAUAGAUGAAGGCAAAGGGUUUAGAUGCUGGGCAUCACGAAAUGGCCUGAAUUAACAUUGAACCCCCACUGUGAUCACUUUGGUGGAGGACCUGGUUUAAUGUGAUGAUUCAGUUGGCUUCAGUGAUAUUUAACUCUCCUGUUCAGAUCUGAUGCAACAUCAGCAAUAUACCCAUUUUUCAGGACAUCCAAUUCUUUGUGACUGCAGGGUUUCAGCUCAACGAGGAACAUUUACUUGCUGUUGUGAUGUUAUUUGAGCUUUGAGUUGUACAAUAGAGUUUUCUUUCAGGCCAUGGCAAGCGCAUCUUAUGCAGUCAUUGUGCAAUAUUACGACUGCAGUGUAUAAAAGGACAAAACGUUUGUGCAUAUUUUUCAUUGACAAAAGAAUGUAGAUAAGCAUUGCUUACAAAGUACAUUUCUACAAAUGUCAGGAAAUGAAUUUAUCACUUGUAAAACGAGACACAAACUGAAUGAGAAUAUACAUGCUGGGCUUGGACAAUGCAGUGGCAUUUGAAUAUCUGAAACAAACUACCACGAUAGUGCUAGAGGUGUACUUUCAAUGCAACAAAUAUGUAGUAUUUCUGGAAAGUUGCUUCUGUAUGUAAGUGUUUUGCCACUUAGACUUUAGGCAUUGUCUGCCUUUGUCAAUCCUAUCCAGUUUUGAAAAAGCCAAAUAACAUGUUUUGUUCAAACCGUUUAAUUUUCACUAGAGUGAUUCCCACAAGCUAAAAAAAAUAGACUCUAUAACAUGGCAGUGACUAUAACCAAACUUAGGGUGGUGAUGGAUUGUUAGCCUCUGUGAAAAUGCAUGCCAGGUCUAUCAUGUUAUUUUAAGUAGUACUCCAACAACUCUGAGCCCUCAAUACCCUUUACUGAUUGUUCACAGCAGACAAGCGGAAUCCAAACAUCCUGGUGCUUUUGUUCCAGGCAGAUAGAAAACAUGGGCCAUUCUCCAAUGUAUACCACCCUAGACUUUAACUGGCUCUCUGGUCUAAUGCCACAGCACUGCAUUUCCUUUCUUCCCUGUUCCAGAUUAACAUAAUGGCCCUGUAUAUGGACAUAAUUGUGUUUUUUUUUCCCCUUGGACAGGGGUUUUAACAAGUCCCUGUGGUGGAGUUCCUUGCAGAAUGAGAGGAAGAGACAAGCCUGGAUUUUUUUUUGCUUAUUUAACAAAAUAAUAAAUCUGGCAAGCGGAAUAGAAUUUGGGAAUCCUCAACCUUUCAGGUCAUUUUGUGUUAUGACAGCACUGACUUGAGGUGCCAGGAAGUUUGGAAGCGGUAAUUUUAGAUCUAGAAAGUGAACAAAAUAGUUAUUUUUAGUGAAAUGUAUCAGAUCAGCAUUAAAAGGAGAUAACAAACAACUUGUAUUGUCAAAUAUUUAGGUCUUUGUCUCACUUUGUUUUUGCACUCAAAUGCAUUAACUCGUUCCCACCAUUCUAUUUGGUUUGGUGUGGGGGGGCUGGGUUGUCUCCACAUUAGUGUUUGGGUUCCCCCCAUGAUGCCCUGCUGUCUGAAAUAUACAAAGAAGAAAGGGUGUGCUACUGAGCAUCGCAUCUUCAGUGAUUGUUUAAAAGUGCCAUAUGCUGUUCUCUUGAAUAACCUCGUGCUAAUUGCCUUUUUGUUUUGCUCUCUACCUCCUUCGCUAAUUCAGGUGGGUAGAGGAAAAUCAGGGAAGAAAUAAGUUUUUAGUUUUCCCCUUCUGAGUAAUUCCUAGUUACCCUCCUCUGCUAAUUACUGUGGGCUGAUGAGUGAGAUCAAGUUUGAAUUCUAGAUUGGCAGCUGUUUUCCAGCAGGCUCCUGAGGAAUGAAUGACUCUUCGGCGGACUGCAGAGCCAUCGGAAGUGGCUCACCAAGUUAUAAAAGUUUUGUUCAACCAGAAGUAAUGGUGUCUGUAUUUUGCCCUCUGCUGAAAUGUGAGAGGUUUAUAAGUGAUUCCACACCUUAAUGGCACAAUCAAUAUAAUUUGGUGGGAAAUGCUGCUAGCAGUUGUCUUUACGGUGGCCAAUUACUGGUGAAACAUCCUUUAUUUAAGAAAAAAAUAACUCUCUUCACUGUGAACGUAAGUUUCAAAAUUCAUGCUCAGAAGUAGGAACAAGUAGUGAACAUAAUAGGUCUGUGGAGCCCAGCAUUUCUCUAGAAAGCCUUGUUUGAUCACUACAACUUACAAAACUUGAUUCUUACAGUAUUUCAGCAUUAAUGCAUAGUUUUCCUUUUUUAUGUUUACAAAUCUUACAGACACACUCUGCACCACCAAAAACUUAUUGGUAACAGGAACUCCAGCUUCCUUCCAGAUAAUUGCACAUGUGCUCAGUGGAAGUGCUCCUAUUAAUCAAACUUUGAGGAGUUUGUGUUACAGCAGUGUUAAAUGUUGUACUGUGCAGGUACAAGUGAUCACGAGUACUGCUUUUGUUCCUCUCCCUGCUUCUUUAAUAUUGCAGUUGCUGAUGGCUCUUGGAAAAACAACUGUUAAUGUUUGUUCAAAGUUGCUUUUCAAACUGUACACUUAAAUAGACUGGUACAUUGUGACGUGGUGAUCUUUUGAAUAAACAAAAAUUUCCCUAACAAUCAAAAGCAGACUGCUGUUAGUGGAUGUUAAUUUAUCAUAUUGAAACCAAUGUACUUUGAUUUGCACAGCAUCUCCUAUCUGUACUACCUGCAUGGUGUCCAGUUUACCUGAACACUGGACCUUGAGCACUAGAACUAAUGCACAUCACCCUUGUGCUGUACCAGUUUAUUGUAGUUAUGAGGUUCUAAGUGAUUGUGACCAAGAAGUUUUUUGUGGAUGUGUUUUUGUUUCGGUGUUGACUGACAUUUACAAAAUGUAAAUCUGUUGUCUCAAUUUUUGAUUCUGAUACCGUCCUGUGUUCUGGAAGGUACAUGAUUUCUCAUUGCUGGAACUAAAGAUCUAAAUAAAGACAAAU
Molecule: messenger RNA, 7113 nt
Organism: Hemiscyllium ocellatum (epaulette shark)
Lineage: Eukaryota; Metazoa; Chordata; Chondrichthyes; Orectolobiformes; Hemiscylliidae
Gene: edc3
Product: enhancer of mRNA decapping 3 homolog (S. cerevisiae)
Exons: 7
Coding region: 118-1647 (509 amino acids)
Biological process (GO): P-body assembly; deadenylation-independent decapping of nuclear-transcribed mRNA
Cellular component (GO): P-body
Molecular function (GO): mRNA binding
Source: RefSeq, a predicted model, not a curated record